Messenger RNA from Quercus robur (English oak), 1148 nucleotides. Its product is annotated as ras-related protein RABH1b. Gene Ontology annotation, molecular function: GTP binding; GTPase activity. Bases 154 to 780 code for a protein of 208 amino acids. The transcript is spliced from 6 exons. The record is from RefSeq and is a predicted model, not a curated record. Lineage: Eukaryota; Viridiplantae; Streptophyta; Magnoliopsida; Fagales; Fagaceae.
GGACAAAAUUCAGUUCAAUACAUUGGCCAAAGCCAUACCUCUCUCUCUCUCUGUCAUUUCAUCUCUCAGAUCGAAUCAAAAUCAAAACCAAAACCCAAUCAAAUUCUCUCUAACACCUUACUCAACCUUUCUUCUCUCUAAGAAACCAAAAAAAUGGCACCAGUGUCAGCCCUGGCAAAGUACAAGCUGGUGUUCUUAGGGGACCAGUCAGUUGGCAAGACCAGCAUCAUCACCCGCUUCAUGUAUGACAAAUUCGACAACACCUAUCAGGCUACAAUCGGUAUUGAUUUUCUAUCGAAAACUAUGUAUCUUGAAGAUCGAACAGUUCGGUUGCAGUUGUGGGAUACAGCUGGACAGGAAAGAUUUAGAAGUCUCAUUCCGAGCUACAUUAGAGAUUCAUCUGUUGCUGUCAUCGUGUAUGAUGUUGCAAGCCGGCAAACAUUCCUAAACACUUCAAAAUGGAUUGAAGAGGUGCGCACUGAGAGGGGCAGUGAUGUCAUCAUUGUCCUUGUUGGGAACAAAACUGACCUUGUGGAAAAAAGGCAAGUCUCCAUAGAGGAAGGAGAAGCCAAAGCUCGUGAGCUUAAUGUAAUGUUUAUUGAAACCAGUGCAAAAGCUGGCUUUAAUAUAAAGGCACUGUUUCGGAAAAUUGCUGCUGCUUUACCAGGAAUGGAAACACUCUCUUCAACAAAACAAGAAGACAUGGUUGAUGUGAACUUGAAGUCUACUAGUGGUGGUGCAACACAAUCCCAGCCCCAGUCAGGUGGAUGCUCGUGUUGAGUGAGGCAUUGUUUUAAAAUUUCGAGCAACUAUGCUCUAUUUCUUGCUGUUUGGGUUUUCAGCCAUCUUCGCCCCAGAUCUGUAAAGGUUUCAUUUAGAUUCUUUUUUCCUUCAAAAUACUUGUUGUCGGUUAUAAUCUUUUACUGCAUUGCUUGGGAGAUUCUCUUAGGGAACACAUGGGUCUGAAGAGCUAGGUGUAGAACUAGCAUUGGGGAAUUUGUUGUGUUGGUUAGACGGUCAUAACCUCUGAGAUAUUUAGUAAGAUUUACUGACUUGAAUAGAUUUUGGUAUUAAGCAUUUGUAAAAUGAAUAUUGGGUACAUUCUGCACUCUUCUUGCCUUUUUGUAUGAGAGAUUUUGAGUUGGUUA